Messenger RNA from Linnemannia hyalina, 2586 nucleotides. NCBI's taxonomy places the organism in Eukaryota, Fungi, Mortierellomycota, Mortierellomycetes, Mortierellales, Mortierellaceae. The record is from the annotation of a GenBank genome assembly.
AUGUCACGGGCAAUAUCAACAACCAAGAACAACGCUUCAAAUACCUCCACCCUUCUCGCCACCGACACGCCCAUCAUUGAACGCGUACCUGCCUUUACACCGAUAACUCCCGUCACCCCCAAUACCUUCAAGCCAUUCGCCUCUCCCGCCAAGCAAACCCGUGGCAAAUGGACCCUAGAAUCCAACAGCGUUCUUGUGGAACUCGCCGAGGCUGGAAUGUCUUGGGCACGCAUCUCACGGGUCACUGGAAGUGCAAGGACAACCUGCCUGCAGCACUACAAAAAGUACCUGGCACCUUUCAACGCCAUGGCACCGCAGGGUUCAAGAACAGGAGCGGAAGCAGGAGCGGGAUCGUUUUCAGACUUGACGUUGAUCAAAAAGCGGAUUCAGGAGAAUAAGCCUUGGCACCAGAUUGCGGCCGAGAUGGGGCAGUCGUCGGAGGUGCUACGGAUCCGGUUCAGUGUCUUGGAGCCUUGGUUGAGGCAAGGUAUGGGGCAUCGGUCCAGUGCGGUCCGUAGUGAGGCAAUGACGGGCUUCGCCAAGAAGGUGGAUGGGAUCUUUGAGGCGAUGGUCAAGGAUGAACCGGGGUUGACCCUCGAGACUGUGCAAGGAUGGUACGAUCAGAUUCUUCUUUAUUCUCAUCGAACUCGAUACAGCGUGAUACGAGAGCGUGAGCAGGAAGCCCUUUUGAGUACCCCAACGUGGACCCCGGAGAUGGAUGCAAAGUUACUGAGAAUGGAGAGCGAGGGAAGGAGUUGGGCGGCGAUUGAGGACGAACUUGGGAGGACGUAUGAGCACUGUUUGAGACGGCUGCACUAUGCUCAGAAGAUGAAGCGGAGACUACAUGGUCUGGAUGGCGUUACUCCUCAUUCUUCGAUUUCUCAGCUGCAUCGACACUACGAUCUUUUGGCGCGACAGAUCUGGACACCGGAAAUCGACGAGGUAAUCGUGAGGAUGUGGGAGGGGGAAACCGAGUCGACGUGGGCAAUGGUUGGGGCGGUGGUCGGUGUCGACUCUGGAUUGUGUUGCAAUCGAUACCACACUGUCUUGCGUCCGCUCUUUGAGAGCGUUUGGUCGAAGAGUAAAACCAAACGGCUGCACCAUUUGGUUGGCUUGGGCGAGUCAUGGGACACGAUUUCGUCUACUCUGGGCUUAUCCAAGGCGGCGUGCAGGAUGCGAUGGAAGGAAACCCGUAACGACGCCUUCACCGGACCAGGAAAGGGCCUUGCUACUUCUCAGCGCGUAGCCAGGGAGGUCGAAUCCUGCUUGUAUAAGCGUGGACGAAUCGAGCGAUUUUAUACCUGCCAGGACUGGGAUGAACUCCUCGGCAUGACUUCAAGGACAGUGUCUGUACAGGGCUGGAAGAGACUUCAGCUGGACUGGCUGAAUCAACAUUCUGCGUGGUCUGAGCGAGCGGAGAAUGUCUUGAUCCAACUAGUCCUUCGGAAAGGAUUGAGCGCCUGGGAUGAGGUUGCUGCAGCUAUCAACACAGACGCGAGGAUAAACUUGGGCAAGGCCAUGGCGGCGAGAACUGUCACAGCGGUGGAAUGCAGGAUGCACUGGAAAAAUCUGGAUAUGCCUGUCCAGAGGUCUUAUGAUUCCCGGCAAUGGACAGCAUCGACUCGCUGCUCAUUCUGGUCAGCUUUCUCUUGGUGCAAGAUGCAGCAGCAGGACAAAGAAGUGAUGGGCGGUCGCCAAGGAUACCAACAGUUCUGGAACAAGGUUGCUCGUGAGAUGGGGAUGCCUGGUGGUGGAGAACAGUGUCUUGCCUUUUUUGAGGACUCUAUUCGAGGGUUGGUUGCGUUGGAUGACAAGACGAUCACGGACCAUGCCAAUCGACAAAUAAAGACCUUGCGGGAGAAGACUGCCCAGCAAGGUCUCAUUCUGCGACCCAAGCACUGGUCUUUGGUCUUUCAAGACAUUGUUCGGCAAAACAAGAAGUCUCGACUGGACGAUGUGGAGUGGAGGAAGGUUGCCGCACAAAUGGGCGACUAUCCAUGGAGCACCCAUGCAUGUACACUGGAUAGAGACACGAACACGUCCGCCUUUAUCGACAGCAUUGAAUGGCACUGGAGACAUAUUCACAAGAAUGCCGGCCGACCAUGGAGUCACUCGGAGCUUAAGCUGCUGGAGCAAGGGAUCCGAGAAUGUGGAUUCGUCUGGACGGAGAUUUGGAGGAAGUACCUUCCCUGGCGGACCUGGUCGAUGAUGAGAACGCGGUGGUACCGCUUGUCUGAUUGUGCGACGCGGAUCACGGUUGAUGAGUACAUGACUCUCCUCCAGGCCGUCGACGAACAACAGCAGCCUUCUUCUGCGAGUAUCGAUUGGAGCAAGGUGGUGGCAAGGAUGCCUGAAGGCUGGUCGAUGAAACCUUGUCGACGUGCAUAUGAGAGCUCCUACCGUCACCUGCUUGAGCAGAAGCUGUUCACUCCCGAGGAGGAUCAGUGGCUGCUACAGAACAUGGAGCCGCAGAGGAACGGAUCGCGAGACUGGAAGGCUGCUGUUGAUCGGUUUCCGAAAUCUGGCAUCUCUGCCUGGCAAUACCGUCUCCGGUGGUGUCAAUUGGCCGACAGCCUUGUAUCAUAG